AUGGUGGCUUACGAUCCUUUGGAUGCAGAGGCUGGAGGGGUGAACAGUGAGGACCAGGGAUACCUUAUCGUUGUUGUGGGACAGGAGAGAAACGGUGAGGGCAGAAGUGUGGGAAAUAGGUUGGACAUGGCUGAGGGCUCUCGUGCACUACUAGAACAGAAGCAGAGGAAGAAACGACAGGAGCUUCUCAUGGUCCAACCUAACCUUGAGGCCAAGCCACGAAGGUUGAAGCCAAAAAGAUGCGAGGAACAAUCGCCAUUAGUGGAAUCCCGCAACAAUAUAACCAGCAACAGAAUACUAGAUGCAGAAGGAGAUAGAAAGAAAUCUGAUGAGGCACAACAUCCUGAGAAACCUUUGCGACCAGAAAUGCUGAAACACUUGCGAGAAGGUAACAGAUUGGACAGAGACAUCGAAAGGGACAAAGGAGAGCCAGGUAUUGAUGGACCGGGAGCCAUCAUAAGUAAUGAGGUACAGGAUGUUAGCACUAAAAUCCAAAUCCUUUCAGUUGGGCAAUCCAUGACAGCCCCCAGUGAUGAAGUUGAAACAGUUGUAGACUCUGCACCAAAACCAGACAUCCAAGAAGUAAUGGAACAGAGGGGAAUCUCUGGAAGCAUGAACUUCGAAGAAGCUAAUGAGGAGAAUGACAAUUUUUCAAGUUCUCAGAGUUACGAAAAUGUAAGGCCCUCAUCUGCUGUGAGCAAGCAGUGCAACAAGGAACCAACUGCUGCUUCACUCCCUUCUCCUGGAUCUGGCCUAAACUUGAUUGAGAUAGACAAUUUGGAGGAGUUUGCAUUGAGGCCUGCCCCUCGUGGAAUAACAGUCAAAUGCAGGAUCACCCGGGAUAAGAAGGGAAUGGACCGUGGUCUCUACCCAACUUAUUUCAUGCAUCUUGAACGUGAUGAUGGAAAAAAACUGUUUUUGUUAGCUGGAAGGAAAAGGAAAAAGAGCAAAACUUCCAAUUAUCUGAUAUCUGUUGAUGCAACAGACUUGUCACGAGAAGCUGACAGCUACAUAGGGAAAUUAAGGUCAAAUUUAAUGGGAACCAAGUUUACAAUUUAUGAUAAUGGAGUAAAUCCUGCAAAAGCAGUUGGGUUGCUUGAUGAAACCAAUACCAGACAGGAGUUAGCUGCAAUUUGCUAUGAGACCAAUGUUCUUGGCUUUAAAGGACCACGGAAAAUGACUGUUGUCAUUCCAGGUAUGAGCAUGAAUCACGAGCGAGUCCCCAUCAGACCUCGCAAUGAGCACGAAAGUUUACUGUUAAUGUGGCAGAACAGAAACAUGGAAAAUUUAAUUGAGCUGCACAACAAGGUGCCUGUUUGGAAUGAUGACACUCAGUCUUAUGUGCUGAAUUUCCACGGAAGAGUCACACAGGCAUCUGUUAAGAAUUUUCAGAUUGUUCAUGAUAAUGAUCCUGAUUACAUUGUGAUGCAAUUUGGACGAGUGGCAGAAGAUGUUUUCACAAUGGACUACAAUUACCCAAUGUGUGCACUGCAAGCCUUUGCAAUAGGAUUGUCCAGUUUUGACAGUAAAUUGGCAUGUGAAUGAGGACAAUAGUGGAUGCAGGCCUCCACUUUUUUAAGAAGCUGAAAACUAAAGGGACAUAUUUAUUGUACUGUGCUGGUUUUGUUGUAAUCAUGCAAACAGAUCUACCGUGGAAUUGAUUUAAAUCAAAAAUGGAAACAAAAGAAAAUAAAAAUUCUGCAAAUGUCAGAAAUAGAUUCCCAAGUGGCCUAGCAAUCAUGGCACACUAAUCAUGCUUUUAAUGGACUGUGUUUUACAUUGUUGUACUUGAAUACAAUAUUCUGCCAAAUGCAGUAUGCAUCAAGUGAUCACUGUUCACAUUUGCCCAUAGACGUAAAAGAGGAACUAUCUAAAACUAGGAUGCAAAUUAAAUAAUAGGUGGAAUAAGAAGUACUGCCUCCUUUAAAUUAUGUCAAAAAUGAAUGGCUGAAAUAAUCUUAAAUUUGAAAACGAUUAUUUUAAUCUACAUUUUGAAUUGUAUCCCUCUUUUUCCCUUAUUUUUGAAAGCAUUAACUUAUGCUAGAGCAUGGUUCCAAAAAUUAGAGUGCCACAUGCAACUGACCAUUUUUUAUGUUCCAAUUUGGUCCUUACUCAAUAUUAAUAGAAUACCACUUCCAUCAAUGGUGCUGAAUGAUCAGCAGGUUGAGGAGUUCCAGCUGACGGUAGCUAUGGCCUCCUUGGCUAACGCACCAGCGAGUACAGGCACCCUUGCAGAGUCCAGUGUUUUUUUCUGUUUGCACCUCUGAGCGCCUUCGGAUUUUUUUCCACAUUAAAUGCACUAUAUUGAUGCAGCUUAUAGUUGAACUGAAGGCUGUGAUGCAAUGGGAGGUGUAUUUCCUCAGAGAUAGAACUGGCUAUGCAGAACAUGAUUAUUUAGGUGUGUUUUGACCUUGGACUUUCAAAUAAAGAGGCCAUAUUUGAUAAAAUUGAGGUUUUAAGAGCCAUAACUUCAUGGAAGAUUAUUAGUGAAUUUUUAAAAAAAAAUUAGAUAGAAAAAUAUGUAAUCCUAAAUAUAAUUUCUGCAUUCAUUUUUAAAAAUUAUUUCCUUCUUCAUUGUUUUAUCCUUCAAAACUGCUGGCCAGAGGAAAUCAAGAUGGGGAAAUUUUGUGUGGAGGCGUGGAUUGACAUUUAAUUUCUUCUUCAGAGCCAUUUUGCACUAUGAACAGUGUGAGGCACAAUCCGUUCUUAUAAUAGAGCUUUGAGCAUAAAAUAUCUACUUCUUCCUUGCCUCUGAGCAGCAGUCAUCAACAUGCAACAGUGAAGUAUUUAGAUAUAGUUCUGCAAAAAGUAUGUAUCAGUUGACAUUUAACCAUCACAUCAACUGGAGAACUGAUUCCAAAUCAAAUCAUGUAAUUAAAUCCUGGUGCCUGCUGUGCUUUAUUGUCUAGUUUGUUAACUCGCACCAACUUGAAAAUAAAAUCACUCAAGAUAAACCUAAGGAAGUGUAUUGCAAGGGCAGAACAUAUCUUAAUACUGUAAUUAUGUGACAUUAAUGAACUGCCACUUCGUUCUACUUGUAUUUCAUGAGCCCCUUAAAGUAUUCUUGCCUUGAAACAUAUAUCUGCCUGUGUUUUUCCCAUCUGUGAUAAACUCCAGCCUAGGUGUUCAUGUGGUAACAUUCCAGCUUAUGUAUUGCCUUUUGUUGCACGUGUCUGCCCAUGUGUAUCCCUGUGAUUUGCUACAACCCAUGUAUUUUCCUACAUGAUAAGCUCAAAACUAUGUCUUUCUGAUAUAAUCAUCUUCAGCCUAUAUUCUCAACAUUAUAUGUUCCAGUUUAUGUUGUUGCUCUAAUACAUUCCAGCCGAUGUUCUUCCUGACAUCCUUUAGCCUGCGUGUCAUCUCUGUAUGGUGCAAUCCAGCAUGUGUAUUCUUAAUUUGUAUAAUUUAGGAUUUUGUAAUUGAAACAAAUGCAGUUCUCUGCAUCUGAUAUAUGCAGGGGUUUUUCUUUUUCUUUUGAGUCCUGGUCAUUUCUUUAAAUUUUUAAGCUUGAUGCUUGGCCAGAUAAUAGCUGCAGCAAAAUGUCUAAAGUUAUUUUGCCACAAUGCUGGAUAAUUUUUAUUGUCUUUAUGAUAUCUGCAUCACACCCAUACUUGCACACCUCAAUAUGCCAACUGUCUUGGUAGUUUACAGUGCUUUGUAUCUGUAUCAUAAAGGAAGCCAUGCUGUGAUGUUCUGAUGUAUACCAACUAAGGAAAAUGUUUUUGAUAAACUAAGUAAAAGUUAA
Rhincodon typus (whale shark) is the source of this 3745-nucleotide messenger RNA. Its product is annotated as TUB like protein 3. Gene Ontology annotation, biological process: protein localization to cilium. The record is from RefSeq and is a predicted model, not a curated record. The coding region runs from base 1 to 1545 and encodes 514 amino acids. The transcript is spliced from 11 exons. Gene Ontology annotation, cellular component: cilium. NCBI's taxonomy places the organism in Eukaryota, Metazoa, Chordata, Chondrichthyes, Orectolobiformes, Rhincodontidae.